Messenger RNA from Catharus ustulatus (Swainson's thrush), 1504 nucleotides. It is a transcript of the gene ATP5F1A, whose product is annotated as ATP synthase F1 subunit alpha. The transcript is spliced from 9 exons. Gene Ontology annotation, molecular function: ADP binding; ATP binding; proton-transporting ATP synthase activity, rotational mechanism. The coding region runs from base 33 to 1382 and encodes 449 amino acids. Lineage: Eukaryota; Metazoa; Chordata; Aves; Passeriformes; Turdidae. The record is from RefSeq and is a predicted model, not a curated record. Gene Ontology annotation, biological process: proton transmembrane transport; proton motive force-driven ATP synthesis.
UUCUCAGGGUGAUGUGAUGUCUGUUCCAGGGCAUGUCCUUGAAUUUGGAGCCUGACAAUGUUGGUGUUGUCGUGUUUGGUAACGACAGACUGAUCAAGGAGGGGGAUGUUGUGAAGAGGACUGGUGCCAUCGUGGAUGUUCCAGUGGGGGAGGAGCUGCUGGGCCGUGUUGUGGAUGCCCUGGGCAACCCAAUUGAUGGGAAGGGUGCUAUUGCAUCUAAGGCACGUAGGAGAGUUGGCUUGAAGGCCCCUGGGAUCAUUCCCAGGAUCUCUGUGCGUGAGCCCAUGCAGACUGGGAUUAAGGCUGUGGACAGCUUGGUGCCCAUUGGUCGUGGCCAGCGUGAGCUGAUCAUUGGUGACAGACAGACUGGCAAAACUUCAAUUGCAAUUGACACAAUAAUCAACCAGAAACGAUUCAACGAUGGCACAGAUGAGAAGAAGAAACUGUACUGUAUCUAUGUUGCAAUUGGCCAGAAGAGAUCCACUGUUGCUCAGCUGGUUAAGAGGCUCACUGAUGCAGAUGCCAUGAAGUACACUAUUGUGGUGUCUGCCACAGCAUCCGAUGCAGCACCCCUGCAGUAUCUGGCUCCCUAUUCAGGCUGCUCCAUGGGGGAGUACUUCAGAGACAACGGGAAACACGCCCUAAUCAUCUAUGAUGACUUGUCCAAGCAGGCUGUUGCCUACCGUCAGAUGUCUCUGCUGCUGCGCCGUCCCCCUGGCCGUGAGGCCUACCCGGGCGAUGUGUUCUACCUGCACUCCCGCCUGCUGGAGAGAGCAGCCAAAAUGAACGACUCCUUCGGGGGCGGCUCCCUGACCGCCCUGCCUGUCAUCGAGACUCAGGCUGGGGAUGUGUCUGCUUACAUUCCAACCAAUGUCAUCUCCAUCACUGAUGGACAGAUUUUCUUGGAAACUGAGUUGUUCUACAAGGGGAUCCGUCCAGCCAUCAACGUUGGUCUGUCUGUGUCCCGUGUGGGUUCUGCUGCUCAGACCAGGGCUAUGAAGCAGGUGGCUGGUACCAUGAAGCUGGAGCUGGCUCAGUACCGGGAGGUCGCUGCCUUCGCCCAGUUCGGCUCUGACCUGGACGCUGCCACCCAGCAGCUGCUGAACCGCGGCGUGCGCCUGACAGAGCUGCUCAAGCAGGGCCAGUACGUUCCCAUGGCUAUUGAGGAGCAGGUGGCAGUCAUCUAUGCUGGUGUGAGAGGUCACUUGGACAAGCUGGAGCCCAGCAAGAUCACAAAAUUUGAGAGUGCUUUCCUAGCUCAUGUGCUGAGCCAGCACCAGUCACUCCUCUCCACAAUCAGGACCGAAGGGAAGAUCUCUGACCAGACAGAAGCGAAGUUGAAGGAAAUAGUCACAAAUUUCCUGGCUACUUUCGAGGCAUAAACUCUUAAAACUGUUGUAACCAGGCUGUUGUGACCCAGUGUUCCAGCUCCGUCAAAGACGAAAGCAUGUGCCACUUGAAUGUACAGAUCUCGGUGAGAAUAAAGGUUCCCAUGUAAAAAGGC